Tinamus guttatus (white-throated tinamou) is the source of this 1026-nucleotide messenger RNA. The record is from RefSeq and is a predicted model, not a curated record. NCBI's taxonomy places the organism in Eukaryota, Metazoa, Chordata, Aves, Tinamiformes, Tinamidae.
AUGGGCUGCCGUGUGCUUUGCUGCAUGUUAUUUGUGCUGCCAGACAUGGAUGAUUUCUCCCAUUCUUCUUUAAGUUCUAUUGGUGAUCAGGUUGAAGAACACAAAUGCACAAUUUUGCUUGUGGCCCAGAGAUGUCAGGAAUCCCGAAUGUCACCAGAAGCAGGUGAUGUAGUUAACUGGGCAUCACAGUUUGUCACAGAAAUAUUCCUGAUGGACUUCUUUGAUAUGCUGGUGUGGUCAACAGGAAAAUCACCUUCAAAGUUGUGUACCAAUCAUGCACUGAAGUUCAACACAGUGGUGGUCUUUCUGGUGCAGGCCACUAGCAAGAGGCCAGGAGGCAGCCAUAGCAACACCAUAAUCAAUGCCAAGUGCAAACAGAUGACUUACCCUGAUGACCUGCCCCAGAUCUCCGUGGUGUUUAUAUUUGUCAACGAGGCGCUGUCUGUCAUCCUGCGCUCUGUGCACAGCGUCGUGAAUCACACCCCAUCGCACUUGCUCAAGGAGAUCAUUCUGGUGGAUGACAACAGUGACAAUGUUGAGCUAAAAUUUAAUCUGGACCAGUACGUCAAUAAGCGAUACCCAGGCCUGGUGAAAAUAGUGCGCAAUAACAAACGAGAAGGACUGAUUCGAGCCAGGAUCCAGGGCUGGAAAGCAGCAACCUCUCCUAUUGUUGGUUUCUUUGAUGCUCACGUUGAGUUCAACAUUGGCUGGGUGGAACCUGCACUUACCCGGAUCAAGGAAGAUCGGAAGCGGAUCAUCUUACCAGCAAUCGACAACAUCAAGUACAACACUUUUGAAGUGCAGCAAUAUGCCAAUGCAGCCCACGGCUACAACUGGGGCCUCUGGUGCAUGUACAUAAUCCCACCGCAGGACUGGCUCGAUAAAGGCGAUGAGUCAGCUCCCAUCAGAACACCAGCCAUGAUUGGAUGCUCAUUUGUGGUGGACCGAGAAUACUUUGGUGAGAUCGGCUUGCUUGAUCCUGGUAUGGAGGUCUAUGGAGGAGAAAAUAUUGAAUUGGGCAUGAGG